GGGGAGAAGGAAACGGGCAGCAGCGGGCUGUCAGGGCGCCAUGUCCCCGCGGCUCUCUCUCUCUCUCUUCCGGUGUGUCUCCGGCUCUCGGGUUAGCUCCCAGACGCUAGCAGGUUUAGCCUUUAGCUUUAAUCUCACUGGAAUUAAUACUCAGACAUUCCUCCGGUCGUGUUCAUGUGUUUGUGCCUCGUCAUUAUUUCUACUAUAUUUUUUAAUAUUUAUAAAGAUGUUUAUUUAUAGCUAAUCUGACGCGACAUUCCUCACCAGCUCUGGAGCUCCACCUGCUCCAGACUGCACUAAACCCUCUAGCCGGGGAUGCUAGCUAUUUAACCCGGCUUAAUCCGGCCCUCAUUUGCAUAAAGACCAAAAAUCCUGAUUCAUUCUAUAUUAAUGCGCGGAAAUGAGGCGAUAAAUACGGACCACAUUCACCAGUUUUUCUUUAAUCCGCACAAUUCUGCCAAAUAUUUCCAUUAAAUCUGCUUCUCUAUAACCCUCUCACACAGGGAGAUUUUUCCUCAGGUCAGUUUAACGGUUUUAACGGUCAUAACGGUCAUAACGGUCACUCAGCGUUUUAAAUUCAAUACGAUUCUGCCGUUAAAUAUCGUUGAUUUCCCCAAAAUUAACCUUCAUAUCCUACCUGACCUACUACACUCUGUCAGCCAAUCAGAACCCAGCCUGGAUCACGAAAACCUUCUGACUGGGUGAUACUUUGAUUGAAAUAGAAACGAGGCGGGGCUUAAUUACUGCUUUAGUUAAUUGUGUAGAAACUACGUGCGUCACUGAAAGAUUUCAUAAUUUUGUAAAUACGUAGAGAACGAUCGCAGACACCGAACGUAAAUACAUCUGGAAGUUAUUGUACGUCUGGAAGUUAUAGCACGUGCACAGACAGUGAUCUUCAAUACAUCUGAAAUUUAUUGCACGUACACAGACAACAAUCGUAAAUACGUCCAGAUCAUAAAAACGUUAACAAGUGUAAAUUUAUCUGGAAAUACGUAGGAUGUGGAUCCUGAAUUGUCUGAUUCAGAUGUAGAGAAUGAUGACUGUUCAUUCACAUGACCAUGUGGUGAAGUAUUAGCACAUGCCAAAAUGAUUGUAGAUGCAUUGAGAAAUGUUAUAAGCAUGUUGUGUUGUAUCCUACAUGCAGUGCCCUGGUAAAUAUACAGUCUGUGUGGCAUAAUUAUUGGCACCCUUGUGAAUUGAUACGAGUAAAAUUUGAAGUAAAUUGCUAUCAACUGCUAUUUGACUUUGAAGCACACCAGGGCGAGCAGGAACAGGACUUCCUGUUAGACAGGGGUAUAAAUCUGAGGUAAAACACAGGCCAAAUUCCUUUAGUAUUCAUCACUGUAGGUAAGACCAAGGAAUAUCAUCUUUCACAGCCUUCUUCGCUUAUAAUCUCCGAACGACUUCAGGAAUUAUCGCACUAUGAAUGCACAUAUGUCAAGAACGAUUGUAUGUACGUCACAAACUGUGAUUAGUAUGUUGCAGAUGAUGUAAUGACAGUGAGAAUAAUUCGGAAUACUGGGAAUUUUCCUGAGUUUUUAGAGAAACGGUGGAAGUGUGUGUGGUCUGGAUUUAUCGUAAUCCAAAAGAUAACGAUCAUAAAUACGACCAGAACGUAAGAUCGUAAAUAUGUCGAAAAUCAUGUAUCGUUCGGAUAAAACGGUUGGAAAUAUGUAGGGAAGGAUCGGAAGUUGUACGGAACGAUGGACGAGAUGAGUGUCUGAUGAAAUCGCAGGAUUCAUUGUAACAUCUUGUAUUGAAUGAAAGCAUUUUGUCUCCUUUUUCCUUCUCACCUUUGCCUUCGACCCCCCAAUGCCCUAACGCAUGACGCGUUUGAUGCUCGACCAUGGUAAACGUAAAGUACUGAAGUUAGAUUUCGCCAAUCCGCCAGCCUCCAGAAUCAGCCCCGCAGGACCGCCCUUCCAGAACCCUCACAUAGAACGCUUGCGCACACACAGUAUUGAAUCGUCUGGAAAGUUAAAGAUUUCUCCAGAGCAGCUCUGUGACUUCACGGCAGAGGACCUGAAGGACCUGGGGGAAAUCGGCCGAGGAGCGUAUGGCUCCGUCAACAAGAUGGCCUACAAACCCAGCGGACAGAUCAUGGCUGUGAAGCGAAUCAGGUCGACGGUGGAUGAGAAGGAGCAGAAGCAGUUGCUGAUGGACCUGGACGUGGUGAUGAGGAGCAGUGACUGUCCCUACAUAGUCCAGUUCUAUGGAGCGCUUUUUAGAGAGGGCGAUUGUUGGAUUUGUAUGGAACUCAUGUCUACCUCGCUGGACAAAUUCUAUAAAUAUGUAUAUUCCACGUUGGAGGACGUGAUCCCUGAGGAGAUUCUGGGCAAAAUUACACAAGCAACUGUGAAGGCACUUAACCACUUAAAGGAAAACUUGAAAAUAAUUCACAGAGACAUUAAGCCAUCGAACAUUCUGUUGGACAGGAGCGGGAACAUAAAGCUGUGUGAUUUCGGGAUCAGUGGGCAACUAGUCGACUCCAUCGCCAAGACCCGAGACGCAGGCUGCAGGCCGUACAUGGCGCCGGAGAGAAUAGACCCCAGCGCCUCCAGACAGGGUUAUGACGUACGUUCAGAUGUCUGGAGUUUGGGAAUCACACUGCACGAGUUGGCGACCGGCCGGUUUCCGUACCCAAAGUGGAACAGUGUGUUUGAUCAGCUCACACAGGUGGUGAAAGGAGAUCCUCCACAACUCAGCAACUCUGAGGAGAGACAGUUCUCACCUAAAUUCAUCAACUUCGUCAACCUGUGCCUUACAAAGGACGAUUCGAGGAGGCCGAAGUACAGAGAACUUCUGAAACACCCGUUUAUCCUGAUGUAUGAGGAACGCUCUGUAGACGUGGCCAGCUACGUGUGCAGGAUCCUCGACCAGAUGCCGGCGUCCCCCAGCUCACCCAUGUACGUGGACUAACGUGGACUAACCACACGUCCACGUGUGUGUGUGUGUGUGUGUGUGUGUGUGUGUGUGUGUGUGUGUGUGUAUGUAUACACUCCAGCUUCGUCAGUGUUCCCCGGAAAUACAGAGACGCCCCACGUCUGCACGUACCGUCUCUCUCUCUCUCUCUCUCUCUCUCUCUCUCUCUCUCUCUCUCUCUCUCUCUGUCUGUCUGUCUGUCGCUGCGUCUCACCUCACAGGUCUCCACUUGAGGAUGUCUCGUCCCUGGACUCAUACUGUACAUACAUCCUGCUGCUCUGUGUGUGUGUGUGUGUGUGUGUGUGUGUGUGUGUGUGUGUGUGUGUGUGUGUGUGUGUGUGAUGUAGGAGGUCUACCACAUCACGUCAGUCUGUCUGCUCUCUGCCUUGAUGCUGAUGGUUCGAUCCCAAAUGCCCUGCUCUAUAACUGAGUGCACUACGUAGGGAACAUCAUGGCUCUCACACCCUGUGUAGUGUCACUGCUGCAUUCAGGAUUCGACCCAUGAUUGUGUUCUUACUGUAAUACACGUUCUGAUAUAUGAAAUUAAUAAAACUGGAAAUGUACGUGUCGAAAA
This is a messenger RNA of Silurus meridionalis, 3496 nucleotides long. Its product is annotated as dual specificity mitogen-activated protein kinase kinase 4. NCBI's taxonomy places the organism in Eukaryota, Metazoa, Chordata, Actinopteri, Siluriformes, Siluridae. Gene Ontology annotation, molecular function: JUN kinase kinase activity; ATP binding. The coding region runs from base 1825 to 2919 and encodes 364 amino acids. The transcript has 11 exons. The record is from RefSeq and is a predicted model, not a curated record. Gene Ontology annotation, biological process: protein phosphorylation; MAPK cascade.